AUGCCGGACGCUGGGGCGUCGUCGAUUACCGUGGCCGUCCGCGUACGGCCCUUUACGAUCAGAGAGGCAGCGCAGCUGCAAAAAACAGACGACAGCACCGUCUUCCUCGGCGAUGGCUCACUGGCGGGCGUGCCGACGCCCAAGCUGCACCAGCGCGGCCUGCGCAGCGUCAUCAAGGUCGUCGACGACCGCUGCCUAGUAUUCGAUCCCCCCGAGGACAACCCCGUCCAACGCUUCUCGCGGUCCGUCGUGCCCACGUCCAAAAAGGUCAAGGACCAGGUCUUCGCCUUUGACCGCGUCUUCGACGACAACACGACGCAGACGGACGUGUACGAGGGCACCACCAAGAGCCUGCUCGACAGCGUGCUCGACGGCUACAAUGCCACCGUCUUUGCCUACGGCGCCACGGGCUGCGGCAAGACGCACACCAUCACGGGCACGGCGCAGCAGCCCGGCAUCAUCUUCCUCACCAUGCAGGAGCUGUUCGAGAAGAUUGACGAGCGCAGCGCCGACAAGACGACGGAGCUCAGCCUCAGCUACCUCGAGAUCUACAACGAGACCAUCCGCGACCUGCUCGUCCCCGGCGGCAGCAAGCAGGGCCUGAUGCUGCGCGAGGACAGCAACCAGGCCGUCACCGUCUCCGGCCUCACCAGCCACCACCCCCGCGACGUCAACGAGGUCAUGGACAUGAUUGUCCAGGGCAACGAGUACCGCACCGUGUCGCCCACCGAGGCCAACGCCACCUCAUCGCGCUCCCACGCCGUCUUGCAGAUCAAUAUCGCCCAAAAGGACCGCAACGCCGACGUCAGCGAGCCGCACACCAUGGCCACGCUCAGCAUCAUCGACCUGGCCGGCUCCGAGCGCGCCUCCGUCACCAAGAACCGCGGCGAGCGCCUCACCGAGGGCGCCAACAUCAACAAGUCGCUGCUUGCCCUCGGCUCCUGCAUCAACGCCCUCUGCGACCGCCGACAACGCGCCCACGUGCCCUACCGCAACAGCAAGCUUACCCGCCUGCUAAAGUUCUCCCUUGGCGGUAACUGCAAGACAGUCAUGAUCGUCUGCGUCUCGCCAUCGAGCGCCCACUUCGACGAGACCCAGAACACGCUCCGCUACGCCAACCGCGCCAAGAACAUCCAGACAAAGGUCACCCGCAACGUCUUCAACGUCAAUCGCCACGUCAAAGACUUCCUCGUCAAGAUCGACGAGCAGAUGGCCCUCAUCAACGAGCUCAAGGCCCAGCAAAAAGACGCCGAAAAUACCUUCUUCGCCAAGUUCCGCAAGCAGUGCGACAAGCGCCAGCUCGUCGUCCGCGAGGGCAUGCAGCGUCUGCGCGCCGCCUACGACAACUCGGCGCCCGAGCGCCAGGAGCGCAUCAACAGCAUGCGGAAGCUCAAGGCCUUUGAGCGGCGUAUCAGCCUUCUCUCGGGCUGGAUCGCCGCCUUUGACGCCAUUUGCGAACAGCGCGGCGGUGACGACGACGUCAUGCCACAGAGCCUCAGCGCUAUUCGGAAGACGGCUCAGGGCAUCCUUAUCGAGCUCGAGAACAGCCGCCAACACAUUCAUCAGAAGCUGGAAAAGGCGACGUGGGAGCGAGCCAUCGAUACAGCUCUGACGCACAGCCUCGGCCAGCUCGAAGGCACCGAGGGCGCCGACACGGGCGAGGGCGCUAGCCUGGGACGUGAGGCGGAGCUGCUCAAGGCUGGCUUCAAUCGCGAGGCGUACCGUGAGGUGAUGGAGCAGGAGAAGGCAGGCGACGCGGCCAUGGUGCAGAUGCUGCUGACGGCGCAGUUCGACAUGCUGGCCUCGUUGUCCGACACGCUGGCCAUGGACGAAGAGAGCGCGGUGGCCCACGCCAAAGAGAUCAUCACCAGGCUGCUGCAAACAGGAUACACCGCCGCCUCGCAGGUCGUGAAGCCCGACGGAACACUGCCGGCCGUGGUCGAGGCAUUCCCACCCACGCGCAGGGGCACGCCUAAGCGAAAGAAGACGGCCGCCGUGGCGUACGUCAAGCCCAUGGCCGCGCCGGCACUGGCCGCCGUCGUCGCCAAUGAGCACGUGUUUGCGAGCCCCUUGAAGUCGUCGCCCAGGAGGCGUAAGGCCCUGGGCAGCGUCAAGAAAGGGGUGAGCUUCACGCCAUCCAAGAAGAGCAAACGCGGCGUGCGAUGGAGGGACGACGAGAGCGAAGACGGCACACUGGCCGACUUUGCAAAGACGCCGCAGAAGUACGAAUCGCCGGACAAGCAGCCGUCGCCUGAGAAGGCCGCUCCUCCGCCGCCGCCGGUGGUCGUGCCGGCGCAUCUUGCUGACGAGCCGGCAACCAACGGGGACUCCAGCCCCAGCCUCGAAAUUCCCGAGGCAUCGAGCCUCGCCAAGCCUAGCAGGUUUCAGGCCGGCUUCCUGUCCAAGUCGAGAAUUCCCAGUCAUUCGGGAUCACCGCUGCCGUCGCCGCCGACACUCAGCCUCAACCUGUCGUCGGGCUCGCCGCAGCCAGACAAGGCGUCGCCGCUGCGGACACUGGACGCCGAUAAGGCCGGCAACAUGUCUCCGCCGCCUGCUUCGUCCCUGCCGGCGCAGCGAACAAGACUCAGCCCCCGCCUGCCGCGACCCAUUGUCGUCGACGAGAACACGCCCCUGGCCAGCAUGUCCGAGACAGGCUCAGACUCGGAAUGCAGCAUCGACGCCCGCAAGCUCCGCAGCGCCAUGCACUCGGCCAAGAAGGACAAGGCUCGGCGGGUUAGCGCCCUGACGAGCACGGCUGCCUCCACGGCUAAGCGGGUGUCGUCGUUCGGAUCAGCCGCGGGCGCCGCACCGAGGCCCAGCCUCCCCGCGACGGCUCUGGCCAGCAGCACCAACGGCAUCUCGCGCCACCGCCGCGGCAGCCUCGAGCGCCGGAGGAGCCCGCCGCUGGUGUGCUCUCCCGCGGAUGCCGCUCCAGAGCGAAGCCUCACGGCCGGCCAGGCGCGGCGGAUGAACAUGGGUGGCAGCGUCCGCCUCGACAAGACGGCCGCGAGGGAGGAGGCCAGCUGGAGCCCCGAGGCCAGGCGCGUUACGUACAGCGUCGGGCAGCAGCAGCAACCUGGAGGGCACAGACGACAGGAGAGCCGGGGCGCGACGUGGCGAUGA
Molecule: messenger RNA, 3123 nt
Organism: Purpureocillium lilacinum
Lineage: Eukaryota; Fungi; Ascomycota; Sordariomycetes; Hypocreales; Ophiocordycipitaceae
Product: kinesin-like protein Klp5
Biological process (GO): microtubule-based movement
Molecular function (GO): ATP binding; microtubule motor activity; microtubule binding
Source: RefSeq, a predicted model, not a curated record